Messenger RNA from Oenanthe melanoleuca, 4539 nucleotides. It is a transcript of the gene AATF, whose product is annotated as apoptosis antagonizing transcription factor. Gene Ontology annotation, cellular component: nucleolus; nucleus. The transcript is spliced from 12 exons. Lineage: Eukaryota; Metazoa; Chordata; Aves; Passeriformes; Muscicapidae. The coding region runs from base 593 to 2275 and encodes 560 amino acids. The record is from RefSeq and is a predicted model, not a curated record. Gene Ontology annotation, biological process: regulation of transcription by RNA polymerase II.
GCCACAAGCACCGGGAAUGGCCCGGGACAGACGGGGCUGAGGCGGCGGGCAGGGCCCGGGGCUGGAUCCCGGGAUUGUUCCCGGCUGGAUCCCAGUGUGACCCCGGGUUCAUUCCCGGUGUGACCCCGGGUUCAUUCCCGGUGAAACCCCGGGUUCAUUCCCUGUGUAACACCGGGUUAUUUCCCGGUGGACCCCGGAUUCAUUCCCGGUGAGAUCCCAGGUUAAUUCCUGGUGGAUCCCGGAUUCAUUCCCCGCUGGGAUUUCCUUUCCCGGUGGGAUCCGGGUUCAUUCCCGGUGAUCCCGGCGGGACCGGGCGCUCCCCUCACGAAAGCCCCGCCCCGCCCCCCACGAAGCCCCGCCCCGUCCCCUCACGAAGCCCCGCCCCGUCCCCUCACACAGGCCCCGCCCCGUCCCCUCACACAGGCCCCGCCCCGUUCCCCUCACACAGGCCCCGCCCCGUCCCCUCACACAGGCCCCGCCCCGUCCCCUCACACAGGCCCCGCCCAGUUCCCCUCACGCAGGCCCCGCCCCGUUCCCCUCACGCAGGCCCCGCCCUAUUUUGGCCCCGCCCGGCCCCGCUCUCUCCCCCAAGAUGGCGGCGCCCUUGGCGCUGCAGCUGCAGGAGUUGCUGGACCCCCGGCCCGCCCCGCGGGACCCCGAGGACGAUGCGGAGGAAGCAACAGUUGCUAAAGUGAUUGACAGAUUUGAGGAUGAAACCACGGAUGAGAUUUUGCCUGUUGGCAAUAUCAGGAAAAGAGCUUCAGCCUCUCUCCUGGAGGCUGACAAGAGGUACAGUGGAAAAGCCACAUCCAGGAAAGCUUUGCAGGAAGAGCUCUGGGGAGAUGCUCUGUCUGAAGAAGGAUCUGCUGAAGAUGCAUUAGAUGACUGGUACAGUGACACUGAAGGCUCAGAAGAGGAAGACAGUGUUGGCACUAAGGCCAGGGAGAAGCCCAGCAGUGCUGGCAGUGAGCAGGAGGAUGAUUUGGAGGAUGGUGAAGAGGAAGAGCAGCCUGAACAGGCCAAGGCACCAGAGUUCAGCUUCCAGAAUAUCACAGACUUGGAGAAGUUCACAGAGGGGAUGGAUGAUGCAGGGAGCAGUGAAGGGGAGAAUGAAGAUGAGGAGGAGGACGAUGCUGACAUGGAAGAAGGAAGUGAGGAGGAGGAGGAAUUUGGGAGAGAAAACCACGAUGAUGGAAAAGAAACCAAAGACAGUGAAGAUGAUGGGGGAGUGCAGACCUUCUCCAGAGGACAGGAGUGUGCAGAAGUGGAGAAGGGCAAAGCUGUGAGGAACCAGCUAGCCCUGUGGGAUCAGCUGAUGGAAGGGAGGAUCAAGAUGCAGAAGGUGCUCAUGACAGCCAACAGGCUGCCCCAGCCAGACACCUACCCCAGGUUCAGGAAGGAGGGGGGACAGGACUUUGACAACGCUGUGGAGAACUGUUGUAAAGCCCUGGAGGCUUUGCUGAAAGUGCUGGUGGAGCUGCAGGAUGAGCUGCUUUAUCAGUACCCAGGCACGAGGCAUCUGGUGGAUGGAAAGCAAGCAAAAACUGAGAGUGAGGAUGAAAUCCCGAGCAGCAGUGAUGAGGAGCCAGUGGAGAAGGCUCAGGAGAAGAGGAGGAGCCUCCCCAAGAGGAAGCUGAAGUUUGAGGAGUACCCUGAGUUCAUAGCCAAGCGCUACAGGGACUUCAGGACCUACAGGAACAGCACCAUGCAGAAGUGGCACGACAGGACAAAGCUGGCAACUGGCAAAAUGGGGAAGGGGUUUGGAGCCCUGGAGCGCUCGGUGCUGGCGCAGAUGGAGCACGUGCUGCUGGACAGGGAGCGGCUGCUGCGGCGCACACAGACCCGGCGCUCGCUCUACUCUGUGCUGGGCAAGGAGCAGCAGCCCGGGGCUGAGCCUGGGGCACAGGAAGUCCUGCCUCCCUCAGAUUCCAACAGGCACCUGAAGGACAUUGAUGAGGAGAUCUUUGAUGAUGAUGACUUUUAUCACCAGCUGCUGCGAGAGCUGAUCGAGCGGAAAACCUCCUCCCUGGACCCCAACGACCAGGUGGCCAUGGGCAGGCAGUGGUUGGCCAUCCAGAAGCUAAGGAGCAAAAUCAAGAAGAAAGUGGACAGAAAAGCCAGCAAAGGAAGGAAAAUCCGGUUCCACGUCCACAGCAAGCUGGUGAGCUUCAUGGCACCUAUUGACCUCUGCACAAUGAAUGAUGAUGCCAGGACGGAGCUUUAUCGGUCGCUGUUCGGGAAAGCCACAAAUGGAGAAGAACCAGAGCAGAAUUAGGAUCAGGACUGAGCUCCUGGUGCUCUCCCAGCUGCUUCUGCCCUCAGCUGCUCCCCCAGGAGCUGAGCCAGCCUCUGGUUUGUCCCUAAAAUCCUGAAGGAGCAGCAAACCUGGUAAAUCAGGGGGAAUUGUGAGCCCUGUCCAGCCUGGAAUGCUUCCUCCCAUUUUUAAAUAUUCCCUGUAAAUUCCUGACCUUGGUUGUGCAGCCUGGGCACAGUGUGGGGGGAGGGAACAACCCAGCCCCCCUGCAGCUGGGUCCCCCACGGGUUUUUUGUGUUAAAACUUUGGGGAUUUGGGGGCUGGGGGGGGUCAGUGCCCUGUUCUGGUGCUUGGUGCACAUUGGGAGUGUGUGACUUCAUUUUUCACCAGUCAGGAGGAUUUAAAUGUCAUUUCCAUAAUUCACAUGGCCUUAAAACAGAGGAAAGGUGCUCCUGGGCAGGCAGCAGAGCUCCCAGUUCACAUCCUGGCUGUUGAGCUCUCACAGGGACAUUGGCUGCCCCUGGCACUGGGAUGUGCCAGGUGCUGCUGCUGCAGGUAAACCCUGGAUCCUGCACACUCAGUUCUUGCACUCUGUGACAGGAUUGCCAGCACAGGACUGAGGGGUUUGUAAAAUCCCCCAGAGGGAAUCUGGGAGCUGCCCUGAUCAGAAUUGGGGUUUUUCCUGGUGUCACUGAUCCAUCCCACAGUUACCUGUCCCUGCCUGGGCUUUGGGCACUCCAUUAAAAAGGUUUGUGAGCUGCUGGUCCCGGUGUGAUCCCUGCAGGGGGGCCCAGGAGUCCCUCAGGUUCCACAGAAGGCAGAGCAAGGGCCAGGGGAGGCUUUGGUGGGACAGAGCUGCAGGUGAAUCAACCUCUGCUCCUUCCCUCCCUCCCCAGCCCUCUGGUCCAGGCAGAAAAGCACCCAGAUUUUGGGAUGGGGUUGAUGGGAUUUCAGUGACCCCACACCCAGCACAGCCAGGAGCCCUGGGGAGCAGGGAAAGGCUGAUUUUUGUCACCUGUGCCAGGUGAGCAGCCCUGGUUUGGUUCAGCUCAGGCUGCUCCCCAUCCCUUGGGGUGACAAUUCCCGUGGGAAAUCCUGUCCCCAGCACGGGCAGGGUCCCGUGGGAGAUUCUGUCACCCCGGAGCUCUGGGUCGGUGUUUUUGGGGUGCUGGGGCUCUGCCACCCUCCCCUGUGACUCCUGUGUCCUCUGCAGCUCUCGGGGUUUUUUUUUUUCCUGUUCCCUUCCCGGCUGUGAUGUUAAAAGGGUAAUAGGAGCCACUUUAAAUGUGAUAACUUCUCGCCGGUAUUGUUGGAGGAGAUAAGAGCUAAGCACGGCUUUUGAAUUCACUUAUCAGUGUUUGAGCAGCCGCUGCUGUCCCAGCCCUGCCACCACCUGGGCCGGGGGACACGGGGACAGCCCGGCCCGGGGGAGCCGCGGCUCUGACCUUGCAAAGGGCACGGGAGGUUCCUGGAGGAGCAGGGAAAGUGCAGAAAUGCCCCGGGAGAAACGCUGAGUGCCCCGAGGGGCUCGGGCUGUGUCCCCAGAGUGUCCCCUGUGUGUCCCCAGUGUCACACCAGCUCUGUGAUGGUGGCAGGGACAGGCACAGCUCAGUGUCCAUGGACACACAGAAACAACCAGCCUGAUCUCCACCAAGUUUUCCUAAUGCUGCCGAUUAACAGCAAGUGAGAUCUCCCCUCCUCCCCCCACUCCAGUAGAAUAUUAAUUCUUUAUUAAUUCAUGAUACAGCUGCUAAUUAGUACCUCCACAAACGGGCACUGCACCUUAGCAAAGCACUGGGAGGUGUUUGGGGGAUGGGGGUGCAGAGGGAGGGACACAGGGUUGUGUUAAUCCUCUCCCCCAACCCUGCCACAGCCAAGAAUUUCAACUUUCAGACAAACAACUUCAUUUACAAGUGUGUCUCUAAUUAGCUGCAGAAUUAGUAAAGCAGAGUUUUCCCCCCAUAGAUCGGCCAGAGCCCCGGGGGAGGCUCUGGAAUGGAGAGAAUCGCAUUUCCAAUUAUUUUGUUGAAUUGCUAAUUUAGUUAUUGUGCCUGCUGUAAUUGUGAUGGGUAUUGGGUGUGCAAUUCAAUUUGUUUUAAAUAUUUGUGGGAAGGCUGAUCAGUAAUGGAGCUGACCUAUUUCAUGGCCCAAAGUGAGAGAAGAGACUAAAACAAAAAACAGCUACAAAGCCCCAGUUUGUCUCAGUUUUUAUUUUGAUGUCUCUCAUCCCUCUUAAGACUGUUGAUGCAACAAAAGGUUUACAUUAAAAGAUGAUGGCACUUUGA